Molecule: messenger RNA, 5454 nt
Organism: Silurus meridionalis
Lineage: Eukaryota; Metazoa; Chordata; Actinopteri; Siluriformes; Siluridae
Product: G-protein-signaling modulator 2
Exons: 5
Coding region: 857-1918 (353 amino acids)
Biological process (GO): regulation of inflammatory response
Molecular function (GO): GTPase regulator activity; protein binding
Source: RefSeq, a predicted model, not a curated record
GUUCUGACCAAUCAGAAUGAACGAGAGAUCUAAUUAAAACAUCUAAUUAGGCUUCUGAUUGCAACUAAGCCUCAGCGAAGCCUUUAAUAUGGAGAUAAAAUACAUUGUCAAAUCAGUUCACAUUGUCUAUUCUAAAACGAUCAAGUCAGCAGAAGUCGUAGCUACAGACACAGUUAAUCUAUAAAAGCGUUGCCAUGACACAUUUCCAGUACUGUUUUAUCCUCGCACAUUCUUAAACCGAGUCGUGCACUUCUUGUUUUUUUGCUGGCAGACAACAGGAAGUGGUGCAAAACCACAAGUUUUUUUUUUUUUCUUGUAUUGAGCAAACGGGCUGCUAGUUUCAACUUGCAAAGCGAGCUGUCAAAAGCAAGAGCAAAACUAAACUCGAUACAUGUAAAUCAUCACAUUCUUUUGAAAGCCUGCUAUAGAGCCUUAGGUGAACUUAUGCAUCAGGCUGCAUCAGGUCUUAUGCUUUCGGGCGGUUCACACACACACAACGAGACUCAGGUUACUCAAGUUUUGUAACGUUAUUGACCAAGUCUAUAGGGGUGGGUUGAAGCAGAGUAAGGAAGAGGAAGAAAGUCAGAAAAAAAAAAAGCAGCCCGAGUACGAAACUCUGAACCUGCCAGCACAUCGGCGCAUAGCUAUUUAAUUAGAUUCGUUUUCGGAAGGAAAACUCGCAAGUGUGAAUUUAAUAUGAAGCAUCUAUUUUCGUUUGGCGGCAAAAGGCGAAGCCAAUGAGGGCCGCCCACGAGACACAGUCUACACGACGCUUUUUCAACAUUUCAAGGGCUGGAAAACGUUUAGAGUUUCCAUAUCCGCUGGAUGACUGAAGGACAUACCAGUGCACUCUGACAUGGACUGUGUGGAGGUCAAAGGUCCGAUCCCGAUGGAGGAGCAGCUGGAGCCACUGGUCAUCAUUGAGGAAGGGGACGAGCAGGACGAUUUCGCACAUAGCUCCACGAGAGGGAAAGGCGUCCUGAGAGUGAAAAAGGAAGCCAUGGAGGACUCGGUGGAAAGUACAGAUUCUAAAAAUGUGGAAGGAGGUGAACCCGUGCACGUAACUAUCACUCGGGAGGAACUGGAAAAUCAGCAAAAAGAAGGGUCGGGUUCUGGAAACCGAAAGAUGGAGGGAACGAGGGAAACAGAUGAGAAUGCAGAUGUGAGUAAUGUCCAAACAGGACCUUUAUUAAGGAUGGAGAAGGUAGAAGGGGAGAUGCAGGGACUGAAGACGGACGCAUUGUCUAAAGCAGAGUCACCUGCUGAUGAUACUCAGCCUUCAGCACAUCUCCGCCCCAGAGACCGACUCAGUCCUGAAGAUGCUCAGCUAAAGGUCCGCAGAUUAUCCCCAGAUUCCCCGGAUGCUCUGUACGAGCUGCUUUGCGCCUUGCAGGAGGGUCGCCGUCUCAACGACCAGCGUUGCUCCUUCACACUGCAGCCACGCCGGAGAUGCCACUCGGAGCCUGGAACCCCACGCCACACCCACAAAGUGGUCUUCUCAUCCAUGACAUCGCUGCAGAAGGAGGAGUUCUUUGAUUUCGUGGCCACCUCUCAGGCUCGAAGGCUGGACGACCAGCGUGCUGAUUUUCAGAGCACUUCCCCAGAAACCCCCGUGCCUCUGUCUCAGGAGUCUCGCCGCCCCUCCAGCGCCCCUGCGAGCUUCUCACAGCCCAGACCCAAAUCCAGGAGAAGCAGCUGGAAGGUGAUGGAGUUCGGCCAGACUGCUCCCAAACCAGCAGCAAAAGAGGAGCUUUAUAACAUGAUCCUGACCUCACAAGCGCAGGGCCGUUUAGAGGAGCAGCGUAGCAAAGCACCAGGGCCUAUGGAUGACGAAGAUUUCUUCUCCUUGCUGUUGAAGGUCCAGGGAGGCCGUAUGGACGAGCAGAGAACAGAGCUUCCUUUAACCCUUCGGGAUUAAAAGAGAGACGCUGGCUAACACUGAUCAAUAUCAAUAUCUAAAGAGUGUUAUUACGGUUAGGUCUGAAAUAUAACUUCUUUUGUCUAAAAUGAUGUAAUUUAUGAUCAUCGGAGCCUCGAUGUAUGUGUCUUUAAUUGCUGGCAGUGAAUUUGUGUUUGAGUGUUGCUUGUAGAACUAGUCUAUAAGUAGAGCUGGGGUCAACACUUGGGCUAAACGGUUGCAGCAGGCGUUUAAUUUUUGCUGAAGUGUUUCACUGCUGCUGUUUGCUUCAGGAAGGCGUGAAAAAGAAAGAUUUUUUUGAAGUGUGUGGUGUAAAGCAGCGAAAGACCAUGAGAUAAAAAAGCAAUGUGGUGUAGAAGCAAGGCAAGACACUGUAAGUGAUAAGAACGCACGUUGGUCCAUGUAUUCAUUCGUUUUCGCUUGAUUUAAUAUUCAUCCAUUUUCCCUAUUCGUUUAAUAACAUAAUGUGUAGUAAUCAGAAUCUCGCGAUACCAAAUAUGAACGAUGCCCUACAAUGCACAAUAUUUACAGUCUAACAUCCCAAUCCUUAAAGAGGAUUUCAUCAACGGAAGAGGACGUGUAAAGACUCACAUUUCCUAUCACUCCCAUUUCAAAAGCACACAGUAUGAACUUCUCAAACCAAAGCCAGAAUGUUGGAUGAAGCUACUGAUGGAUCAUGUGGACAUUAUGGUGUUAAAGCAUUGUAACUUAAAUUUGAUUGACAUUUAUGACCCCAAACUAACAUAAUGAUAUACUGAUACAUAUCAUGAAACAAGCUUUUUAAGGAAAUGACGCGAUUCCAAGAAGUGGGUGGAGCUUCACGGAAUUCGCUUCGCCGCAAACCGUAUUGUUGAAAUGAACACAUUUCUGAGUUUUGAUCGUCGUAUUUUUUUCUGAAUGCAGAGUUUUAAUAGAUUUAAACAUUUAAAAAUAUGUUUCUCUACCCGUAGUGUCUAACCUUCAACUGACGAUCAUUAUAAAUUGCAGGCGGUCGUAUUUAAGCAGCCUGUUAUUGAGAAGAUUGAGUGGCGCAGGACGGUGAGGUCUAAAAACAUUCUCGAUAAAGAUAAUAAUCAGUAAUAAAAUCGAAUAAUAAAUGUACACAGUCCCUAAGUUUAUGAUCAGAGUCGCACUGUAAAAAAUUUUCUAUUGAUACAAGCUACAGCUGAUGCGAGCGUUGUGCUAACGGAGACGUCUAGACGGCGUCUGAAUCGCUGCCGAUUUCGUGGUUUUUUUCCACUCUGUCAAAGCGACUCGGUUCUUCGUAUCGCAUAAAAAAUGACGUAGCAUAACUCUGCGGCUCGGAGCUGAUUCACUCUGUGCCUCGGCAUAACGAAGGUCCGAUAUCAUGCCACACCAGCGUCCGCUCCGAGUAGAAAACAUCAAGUGUGUAAUGACUCAGACAUGCAGUUUGCACAAUGCUAGUCUCCAGCUCUAAGUAGCUCUGAGCCUCCUUUACUUACACAUAAUCUCUUCGAAUUAGCUCGUGAUUAUGGCGUUUUUCGAGGCUGAGCUACACAGGCGGUCGGAAAAAAAACAUCAUCCGUGUUCGCUUUGUUUCCAGCUAACUCCAAUAAGCGAUGUAUAUGAAAAACACGGACAUGUCGAUCGAUCGGAACGCUAAAGACGUGCCGCGGCGUUCGCCGCUCAUGAGCAGCCAUGUCGAUUCAGCAUCGCUUGCUAAAAAACUUUCGAUCCUAGAUUAUAUCUCUGGGACAAUACUGUAGAAGCAAACUCGUCAUGGCUGAUAGAAGAUUAUUAAAAAUACACAUUAUUACUUGUAUUUCGUUUGGGGCAGUUUUCUGUAUAAAAACAACAUUAUUCAUUUAUUAAAUGAGAAUAGUUGAAUUUGAGAUUCCUUUGGUACACGGUUAUAUUUCCAAAGAGCAUUCCGUAAUAGGAGAGGUGGCAUGGAAUCGCAGCCGCACCAAAAGCUGCCAGUUCUGGGCCCUUGAGCAAGGCCCUUAACCCAAUAGCUGCUCGGUCGUAUGAAUAAAAUCGAUGGAAGUCUCCUUGGAUUUUCAAUGUGACAAAGACUAGCAAACGUUUCGAUUUUGAUGAGUCUUUUAAUAAUGUGAAAGCGUUGCCAGGUAACAGCUACACACACACACACACACACACACACACACACAGAAGGUCUUGCACUACUUCACCGUGUUGCCAAGUUGAAAGAACUAUUCAAGUAUGAAUUGAUUUCACAUGAUUACUCUGUGCUUUGAUUGUCUUUCUGAGGUACGGAAUACAUGCUGUGGUAUUUAAUGGAGGGGGGAAAAGGAAACGUCAUCGUUGUUUUGUUGUACAAAUUAAAAUUGAAUGGUUUGUGCUCCAAACUGGGUGGUUAUUAUUCAAGAUAUCGGACAGUGUAAUUCAUUGUUUGAUACGCAGUGUCCAACUUCAUCAUUGGUAUCAGAAAUUUUCGAGACGAACUCUGUUUACAAGAAAGUUAUUUAUCUACGUUCACACACUAUAGUCUCCUCGCACAGCAGUACAGCGCCCCCUGGCGGUCCGCUCUUUUAUUUGAUAUACCGCCUGUAAAAGUAAAAAUGGGGAAAAUAAAUAAGGAGGGAUUAGAACUCACAACCUUCAAAUCAAGUCUAAAGCCUUUACCACUGACUUUAACUCUCAGAAUAAAAUUAUAUAUAAAAUAUAAUGAUAAUAAUCACCUUUAUUUUAUAUACCGCCGUUAAAAGUUAGAUCUCGAAGCACGUUCAAAGCAUAAAAAUAGUAAAUAAAAAUAACAAAAAUAUGAAACGAAUAAAUAUACAAUGAAAAUCGCAUAUGCAUCAAAAAUAAAUACAUAAAUAAAUAAAAAAUCUCAUCACCUGGAGGCUAUCCCAAUUUUUUUUGUUGUUGUAUAGCUUAAUUGUGCAGGGAUUAGAACUCACAACCUUCAAAUAAAGGCCGUCUUAUCCACUAAACGACCUUUAAGUAUAGAAUCAACCGAAAUCAGAAUUGAUUUCAGUGCAGGUAAUCGUCAUCGCUGAUUAGAACUAGUAAAGCGUCAUGAAAAGACAUGCAAAGUCGCACAAGCGUCGGUAAACAAAAACACAAUUAUAUUGCAGCUACUGCAGAUUUUCAGAUUGAUCACUGGAUGUAAAUACAAAAUUGGAUGGAAUUUCUGGUUUGUUUAAGUACAUACAUCUGAUUAUAUUGAUUUAAAUAUUAUAUAUAUUGAUUACGUCACAGUAACUCAAACACAAUUUGUAAAAUUUGCUAUUGGCCAGUUACAUUUCGAUAUAAAGUGAAACUUAAAAACCGAAUAACAGCAAACACACACUAGAUGGCAACAAAAACUAAGACAUAAUCACAGCUAAUAAUCAAUAAACCCUUCAGCAAAGAAAAUCAAAGCAACACCAGGAAGAAUGACGAAGAAGUUAAAUAAUGACUGUGAAGACGAAUAAGCGAAAGUAGAUAUGAAAACAUCUUAUUAUAACUGACAGCGUGGAAUUAUUUUGGUCAGCUUUCAUCUAGAACUGUUGAAUGUACUCCAGGUUGUGUAUUAAAAUCAUGAACAAUAAAUGUGGGUACUAAUCGAA